This is a messenger RNA of Pundamilia nyererei, 3060 nucleotides long. It is a transcript of the gene tmem169b, whose product is annotated as transmembrane protein 169b. Bases 306 to 1208 code for a protein of 300 amino acids. The transcript is spliced from 3 exons. Lineage: Eukaryota; Metazoa; Chordata; Actinopteri; Cichliformes; Cichlidae. The record is from RefSeq and is a predicted model, not a curated record.
UCGCUUUACGUAGCGCAUCUGUAUGGACACAAACACAGCGCUGAAAUUUGCGGGCUCUGCUCCUGUGUGUCAGGCAGAUUCAGUAAUUUAUUCUCACACGGUGCAAGUUAAUCUACACGGAGCUCGUCCAGCAGAUUGAAGUGUGUAUGUUUUUAUGACUUUGCAAUCAGCUAGUCAUCAGAGUAAAGGCUUAAUGCAAUGGUUGGAGAUUUGUAUGCUGCUUAGAAUUUCACUAUUCAUUUCCACACAUAACACAUCCAAACAGUAGCCUCAGAGUAAGAGUUGGAUUGGAUGAAUGAGAGAACAUGGCACAGGUAGAGGAGCCUCAGACUGAGGGGGAAGGCAGCCCCCAGAUGGUCUCCUUAAGGUCUGACGUGUCAGGGAGCCAUGCGGAUGAUGGGGAAGUAGGACCCUCCAUGAGGAGGAAGAGGAAGAAGAAGAAAGAUCCACGUCCUGAGUCCUUCAUUGUUUAUCGGUCUGAAAUGGAGAGGGCACCAGGAGAGGACCAAGGAGGAGACGAAGGAGCAGAGAGGAGCACUGAGGAGGGAACUAAAUUCCUCUGCACACCCACAGGCGAAGGCUGGAGUCUUCCUCCAGACAGCCGCUACGUGACCCUGACUGGCACUAUUACGCGUGGAAAGAAGAAGGGUCAGGUGGUGGACAUACACGUCACUUUGACAGAGAAGGAAAUCAGGGAACUCGCCAAGUCGAGGGAGCGUCUUGAUGCAGCAUGCGAAGCGAGCGAAGGCUCCAAGCGCACCUGUAGCUUAGGUGCGUGUCAGGGACCCCAUGUGGUCCUGUGGAGCAUCUCGUGCGCACCUGUGGUUUUCAUCCUCUCGUUCAUCACUUCCUUCUACUACGGCACCCUCACCUGGUACAAUGUCUUCCUGGUGUACAAUGAGGAGCGGACGUUCUGGCACAAGAUAACAAUAUGCCCCUUUCUUAUCAUCUUCUACCCCAUGCUCAUCAUGCCUUUGGCGCUGUCACUGGCUCUGUACUCUGCUGUGGUGCAGGUGUCCUGGGCCUUCAGUGAGUGGUGGCAGGCGGUGCGCGACCUGGAGAAAGGCUUCUGUGGCUGGGCCUGUGGGAAAUUGGGGCUUGAAGACUGUUCGCCAUACAGCAUAGUGGAGUUGCUUGACUCUGACACUGUUUCUGGCACUCUACAGAGCAAGGCACCCAGUGAACUUGCCCAAACGUCAUCAGUGUGAAGUAGUGGGCACUGGGCUCAAGGAGCAUAUUGCUAAUGUGGUCAAAGUUGGGAAUUAUUUGAAUAAUUUGAGUGUCAAAAUGAGCACCACUACUAUCUAUGUUUUUGCUAAUGAAGGGUUUGAGACUUUCCUGAAAGCCACAGGAGUAAGAAAAUUAUCUUUUGAUUAGAAUUUCUUUUCUAAAACUAUUUCAAAAUGUCUCUUUUGUUAAUAAUCACACAGUAAGCACUGCCUGAACUCUCCUUUGGUGCUGAACUGCUAUCACCUAGCAUUAUUGGAGUUGAAGCACUGGAGUAAUUAUUAUGGGACUUUUCUUUUUGAUUACAGGUUUAUUACAGCCUUCACAGAUCACUAAAUAGCCACCAAUAAUUAUGGAACAGCACUCCCACUCAAAGACCUUUUCAAACAUAUGAACCUUGGUUUUCACAGCUAAGGCGUGGACACUGAUAUGCACACACUCCUGAGAGUUUACAUCAACUUUCACUUCAUCUGUAAAUAUCUGCAUUAAGUAUAUAUGAUCACUGUGCUGUUCAAUGCCAUCAAAAAUACCUUCAAAGGCAACACUGUUGUCUUUGUGAAGUAAUCAUAAUCACUUUGAAGGUGGAUUUAGAGUGAGGCUGGCAUAAAAAAAUGGGCAAAGGGGGUGACCGUCCCCUGGCAGUGGUGUGGGUUUACUUUGUGUGAGUUGCUGAUUUUAGUGGAAAUAUACACCAAAGAGCACCAGUGUGAAAAUCUGUCCUUUUAAGGGGCAGCGUGACCAUAAAAAACAGAUUCAUUGUCAUAAAAUUGGACUUUUCCUCCUCUGCCUAUAGCAUGCAACCCCACAGCCAUCAGUCACUACAGAAUGCAUGAAUCUUUUGUUUUGAGCAACAUAUACACCGUAUGGGCAAAAGUAUUGGGUCAUACCACUUGAGUCUUUGAAUUCCAGCACCUAGCAAUGCAAUCUGCCUUCACAAAUAAUUGUGAAUGAGUUGUUGUAAAGAGCUUGCUGAAUUUGAGGUGUGGUGAUAUAAUAGGAAGCCAUCAUUGCAAGAGGACAAUUUGUGAAAUUUCGGCCCUCCUAGAUAUUCCACAAUCAACUGUAAGUAUCAAUGCAAAAUGAAAGCUUUUAGGAACCACUGCCACAGCCAGGUCACAUAUGGGUCACCAAGUGCUGAAGCGCAUAUUGCAGAGGUCCAGACCUCCCCUGGCUUCAAUACAGAAGCACAAAAACUGUGUGUCUGGAGCUUUGUGGCAUGGGUUUUCAUGGCUGAGCGGCUACUGUAGGUGUAGGUGGUCCAGUACUUCGUCCUUUAAUAGUGUAUGUUGUUUAGUGUUUAAAAGACAUGCAUUUAUUUUCUUUAAAAGCCUGGACUUUAGAUGAGCCAUUUUCCGUACAUUUCUUUGGGAUUUUUUUGUUGUAGGUUAAUACACAUUUGGAUGAAGGAAAAUGUUGGCUAAGUGAUGUUUUUGUUGGUGACAACAAUUCCAGUAAAAGACAACUAAAAGUUUUAUUUUUAUGUGUAUAACUGAACAAUAAUUAUCUCAUAGCACUGAAGACCUCCAAGGAGUCUCUUUAGCUUAAUCCACUGCUGAUUAUUUAUUUGCAAGGGAUUUUUAAAAAUUAAAAGUCAUGAUAUGAUCCUUACAUCACACUCUGGGGUAAGAAGAAUUCAGGCCUGUGAGUUUUUGUUGGUUUCUGGACUCUGUACAUAGUCAAGGUAUCUAAACAAUGCAUGGAGAUUGAAAGGAAAGGAGACCAAUACCUCUUUUCUUAUUGAGGGUUAAUUAAGCAGUUACAAAGCCAUAGUGAGAACAAGCUGACAGAUUGUUCUUUUUUUGUUCAUGUUUUCAUACGUUGAACAGCAUUAAA